CAACAUCACCUCAACUACUCGUUUCUUGAAACAAACGAAAUGGCACCUUAAUCCUACAACUUGAUCCUUGAAUUAGACAAGAUUCCAUCGCUCAAUGGCGGCAGACAACAGCAGCGACCGCUCCGCGCUGAAAGACUUCCUCACCUCAAUCGCAACGAUCAAAGGCGACCUAAGCAACAUCACCGCCCCGCCCUUCGUUCUAGCAGACAAAUCCACAACCGAACUCCCGCGCUACUGGAUCGAACACCCCGACCUCUUCUGCGCGCCCGCGUACGAAGAAAGCGCAGACAAGCGCCUCCUCGCCGUGCUCAAAUGGUUCCUCGCGAGUCUCAAAGGCCAACAAUACGCCGGGCGCGAACCACACGAAGGCGUCAAAAAGCCCCUCAACGCCUUCCUAGGCGAAAUCUUCACGGGAAGCUGCGGAGCUGAGGGCGAAGAGAGUCGGCUUGUGAGCGAGCAGGUUAGCCACCAUCCGCCCGUUACCGCGUGCUAUUUGUGGAAUGACACAGCGGGUGUGCGCGCGGAGGGCUACACGCGGCAGGAGAUUACGUUUUCCGGGUCGGUGAAUAUUCAGCAGCGCGGACACGCGGUCUUGCAUGUGGACAAGUUCGACGAGGACUACCUGAUUCCGCUGCCGAAUGUGAAGGUCAAGGGCAUUUUGACCGGAGGCACUUAUCCCGAGCUUACGGAGCAUUGCUCCCUCGUCUCCUCCGCGGGUUAUGUGGCGGACGUCGAUUUCUCUGGAAAGGGCUUCCUGGGCGUAGGCGGGCACAAGAACCAUGUGCAAGCGUCGAUUUUCAAGUCGGAUGGCGCGAAACAUAAGGAUCCUGUCUUCACGGUCGAAGGCAAUUGGAGUGAAAGUCUGACAUUCAAAGACGCCAGUGGGACCGUCAUCGAUACGUACGAUGUCACUACGGCCAAGUCGACGCCAUUCAACACCUCCUCUCUAGACCAGCAGGACGCCUGGGAAUCCCGCAAAGCCUGGGGAGACGUCAUCUCCUCCAUCCACCAGGGGAACAUGCAGGGUGUAGCGGACAGCAAGAACAGCCUGGAGAAUGCGCAGCGCGAGUUGCGCAAGCAGCCGCAGACGAGCGAGGAGAAGUGGGAGGCGCUCUUCUUUUGCAGGGUCGAUAGUGAUCCGGCGGCACAGAGGUUGCUGAAAAUUGCUGGGGAGCCGUUGGAUGCGAAGGACACGGGCGGCAUUUGGAAAUUUGAUGCUGAGAGGUGGGCGAAGAUUGAGAAGCCUUGGAGGGGCGCGUUGACGCCGCAUGGGUGAUUUAGAGAUAGACGAGAGUAAUGUUUAUUCCUCCUCUUCCUCCU
Neohortaea acidophila is the source of this 1320-nucleotide messenger RNA. RefSeq lists its product as uncharacterized. Gene Ontology annotation, cellular component: intracellular membrane-bounded organelle; membrane; cytosol. Gene Ontology annotation, biological process: maintenance of cell polarity; exocytosis; endocytosis. Gene Ontology annotation, molecular function: oxysterol binding. NCBI's taxonomy places the organism in Eukaryota, Fungi, Ascomycota, Dothideomycetes, Mycosphaerellales, Teratosphaeriaceae. The transcript is spliced from 3 exons. Bases 95 to 1276 code for a protein of 393 amino acids. The record is from RefSeq and is a predicted model, not a curated record.